AUGCGGCUACUGCACACCAAAGACCUUCAGGUACACGAGUUCGCCCCUGGCAAUGCUCCCGAAAAGUAUGCCAUCCUUUCUCACACAUGGGAAGAGGAAGGAGAGGUUACACUCCAAGAUAUAGAAAAAGGGCAUGCACCAGCGAUGAAAGGCUAUAUGAAGCUCAAGAAUAGCUGCCGAAAAGCGGUGAACGACGGGUACCACUGGAUCUGGAUCGACGCCUGCUGUAUCGACAAGACGAGUUCGGCAGAGCUGAGCGAAGCCAUCAACUCAAUGUUCAAGUACUACAGCCAUUCCAGCGUCUGCUAUGCAUAUCUAGCCGACAUUGAGAACCAAGAAAGCUUGGAAAAGAGCAAAUGGUUCACACGAGGCUGGACGCUGCAGGAGCUUCUGGCCCCCCGGGUUGUCAUCUUUUUCGAUAGCCUUUGGACGGAGCUUGGGACAAAGCAAUCUUUUUCCCAGCAGAUAUCCUUCACGACUGGGAUUCCAGAAGAAGUGGUACUAAGCAGAUCCGUCCAAACAUGUAAUGUGGCUCAACGGAUGUCAUGGGCUUCGCAACGACAGACCACGAGAGAUGAAGACAUCGCCUACUGUCUAUUGGGCCUCUUCGACGUCCACAUGACUCCCAUAUACGGCGAAGGCGCCGAAAACGCGUUUCUCCGCCUUCAAGAAGAGAUCCUUCGCCAGAGCUCGGAUCAUACAUUGUUCAUCUGGACGCCAAAACAUGAUCCUUACAACCAAGGCUUAUUGGCUAGUUCGCCUAAAGCAUUUUGCACUCAUCCCGAGUGCUUCGACUGGAUGAGUGAGCUUCGAGCGAGGCAAGGUCCCUUCGAACCUUAUGCGCACCUGAGGAGAGUACCCAACACCACCUCGAAACAGUUUUUCACCCGUGACAAAAGGACAGGCAGGACUGGAUUUCUUCCAGAGGAGGACCAGGAACAUCGCACUCCAGCAUCCGCAUCGCUCGGCCAGUCAGGCUUACAGAUAUCGCUUCAUUCUCAUGUCAAGGACGAAAGCGAACUCUCGCUACUCCUGGGUACUAAUACAAAAGUUCUCCUAUUCGACCUCCUUCUCAUUGACACUGAUGCGCGGGCACCCAUCCAACUGGCAUUGGCUCGUGACAUAGAUCCCGACUUUGCUGAGGGCUUCGCGCCUAAUAGAUUGGGUGCAUGGAGGCGCCAUGUCCACUCGGAAUUUUUUGCUUCAUAUUUGAAGGAGUCUGUUGAGAUGUCAUUUGAACGAGUACCAGUCACCAUUUCCCAAAUCAAAACUCCCGUCCCCUACUCCGGGGACCCCCUUGCUUUCGGGUUUCGCGGGCAACAAAGCGAGGAACUCGUUUCCUCUGUGCUACUCGCGGAGCCGGAGGGCUGUUUGAAACGCAUCUCCAUAUUACGAGAGUCGUUCCGAGGUCAUGGGGGUAUUGUCGUUUUGAACCACUCUUGCACUCAAUGCGACCCUCGAUAUAAAGUUGCAUUCUUCUUCGGAGGCCACGACAGAAUAUAUCGGCCCUGGUGCUGUAUGGGCCGUACCGCCGCCUUGGGAGAAGAUGAUUCUCCGGCGACUGAUUCAUAUACGUUGUAUGAAUCGCAAAAAUAUCAGAGUGCCAGAUUCGGUCCUACCACAAGCACGUAUCUGCCAUGCAAGGUGCUAGUAAGUGGGCAGAUCGACUAUGGUGCAGAGGAGGACUGCUAUUUCAUUGCAUUGACCUCAGUGCUGCAGAUUACCUACAGUGUGUCAGCUUCCUGA
Messenger RNA from Cladophialophora carrionii CBS 160.54, 1746 nucleotides. RefSeq lists its product as uncharacterized. The transcript has a single exon. NCBI's taxonomy places the organism in Eukaryota, Fungi, Ascomycota, Eurotiomycetes, Chaetothyriales, Herpotrichiellaceae. The coding region runs from base 1 to 1746 and encodes 581 amino acids. The record is from RefSeq and is a predicted model, not a curated record.